AUGGCUGUCUUCUCUCUUUUCAAGAAAUCCAGGCAACAAGCCAAGGACUUCAAGCAAAAGCAGGCAGAGAAGGCCGCGGAAGCUCCGAAAGAGCCUUACCGACACAUCCCUACUCAUGCCGCCGUCGACGCGCUUUCCGGAGCACCAUCAGCCUUCAAACACGAGGACCGGCCCAGGAUCAUGGAGCAAAACCGGCGGCGAAGUGCAAUGGCCGCCAGCGGCUUGAGCAAAAUGCCCGGGCCAAGCCUGCCUCGCGUAUCAAGCAGUCUUUCACACGUCACUUAUCCUUCCGCUCACGCAACUCCAAUGGGUAACUUGCCCAGAGCAUACAGCUACAGCGGCGGUGCACCACCAAUGCCUUACUGGCAGGAGCGCAACAAGGAGUCCAUUUAUGGAGUCCCCGAUAGCAGCCGCAUCUCACUCAAAGGCUCACUCAAGGGGAAGGAGGUGGACAGGUCAUAUGCCUCGGGACGUAACAGCCCAUCGUCCGCCAAAGCCGAAUCUCCAACGGGUAGCUCAAGUCACUCAACCAGCUCCCAGGAGGACUUGGAGAUGAAGCCCGCUCGUCAUCAGCCCAUGCCACCUGCUGCCUCGGAAGGGCACCGAAACCCAGUUGCUGCCGUCCACACCCACCGGCUUCACCCAAGUUCUCGUCGGGCAUCAGACGCAUCGGAGCGCGCUGAGGGCUCACCCAAAGCUGAGCACUCUUCGCCUACCACCGACCGAAUCAAGCCGCCGCCACCGAUGCGCGGUUUCAAUGCAAUCCCAGCAAUGACAUCUCUUCCGCCCAUGCAGUUUGGCAACUCCCCACCCACCCAACAAAACUUGGUUGCCUCAUCAGCCGCCUCGACUGUCAGCGUCCGCUCUUCGUCAGGAUUUUCUUCAUUUAAUUUCAACAUCAACACUGGCGCGCCCUUCUCGGCCCCCAUGUCCGGAAGAUCGUCAGCUGCCACUACACCAGCAGCUUGCGUAACCCCCGAACCAGUCUACGAGUCUGUCGAAGAAGAGGAAGAGGGUUCUUACACAUACGCCCCGCAACCCGCUGCGGCCGCGCCCUCUGCCAUGAAGCAGAAGGAUCGUCGCAGCAACUCAAAGUCCAAGGUCACUCGUUUCUCUGAACUGGAGAGGAUCGACUCCCACACUGAAAAGGCAGCCAGCGUUAUCAGCAUCCCGUACGAAAACACCCGUCGCGAUACCACGCCGCCGCAGGUCAUUAACAACGCAGUCGCCGUGGAGAUGAUCAGCGCCGCACCUUCCGAAGUCGCUUCUAACGAUAAGCCCGGGAAGCGCCUUUCAAAGCAGGCUGGUUCUAAGUUGGCUAAGAAGAGCCGCUGGUCAACAAAGAACUCUUCUGCCGUUGCUGUUUAA
Colletotrichum orchidophilum is the source of this 1368-nucleotide messenger RNA. RefSeq lists its product as uncharacterized. NCBI's taxonomy places the organism in Eukaryota, Fungi, Ascomycota, Sordariomycetes, Glomerellales, Glomerellaceae. The record is from RefSeq and is a predicted model, not a curated record. Bases 1 to 1368 code for a protein of 455 amino acids. The transcript is spliced from 2 exons.